This is a messenger RNA of Tarenaya hassleriana, 2228 nucleotides long. Its product is annotated as neurochondrin. The transcript is spliced from 17 exons. Bases 148 to 2061 code for a protein of 637 amino acids. NCBI's taxonomy places the organism in Eukaryota, Viridiplantae, Streptophyta, Magnoliopsida, Brassicales, Cleomaceae. The record is from RefSeq and is a predicted model, not a curated record.
CCUCUGGGUUUCUUCCAGAAGCUUGGAGCGCGGCAACCAGCACUUUCAUGGCGGAAGAGAAACUUAAAUCGAAAACACCACUUAGUUUUCGCUUCCUCACUCUCUCGUCUCUGGGCUUAGUUCCUGUGUUUGUUUGUGUUCGGAGACAUGGAUGACCGACAGGAGGAGCUUAGUCCGCGGCAGGAGCAAUCUCCGUCGCUCGACGAUUGCCUGAAGCUGUUGAAGGGCGAGAGGGACGAACAGAGACUUGCUGGUCUGCUUCUGGUCACCAAGUUCUGCCGGAACGAUGAUAUCGUCUCUCUCAGGAAGGUGUACGACGCCGUCGGUGCUCGGUUUCUCGAUCGACUUCUUCGCACUGGUCUCGGUAAAGGAUCUGGAAGCGAUGGAAAUGAUAAUCGUGAUGCGUAUCUGCAGCUAUCUGUCACUGUUCUUGCUGCAUUUUGUCGUGUUCCUGAGAUAGCUUCUUCAGAAGAGAUGGUCUCAAGACUUCCCUUGAUUCUGGAAAUAAUGUCGAAAGGACCAGGUUUACCUGUAAUUGAAGAAUGCUAUGAAAUUUUGUAUUUGGUCUCCACUUCUCGUGAAGAUGGUGUUUUGACACUGAUCAACUCAGGGGGCUUGAGAGUGAUAGCUCCCCAAAUGUCCAAUCUGCAUGAUGGCUCACAUGCCAUGGAACUUGCUAUCAAGAUUCUGCAGUUACUGGUCAGUAAGCUUUCUGGUGAGAGCAUGAAUGUUGAACGUCUAUUACAACUGUCUUUGGUGGUGGCUGCAGUUUCUCGGCAGUUUGCAGUGUUGCAUAAUGCGUUGAAGUUUGAAGCGCUCCAUCUACUGUCUGCAAUUUUGUGUUCAGACUAUUCUGCACUUCUUCAUGAACCUCUUCGCUCUAUGCCAGAGACCAAUUGGACCGACUAUAUGCGUGCUGGUGUUGUGGCAAUCCUGCAGAACCGAGUUGCACCUGCUGAAAAGCUUCAUGCUCUGAUUCUGGCUGAGAAUAUGAUGACAAUAAUGGACGAAAAAUGGCUGAUCGGUCGGGUGAAAUUACAUAACGUUGAGGAACAUCUUCCAGAUGACAGGUGUCUUCUGCUUGUGUUAGAGUCAUCGAGGGUCGAAAUUGCCGUGUUGUUGAAUGAACUCGCCUACUCGAAAUACGAAGCCCCUAAAAAUACUUCAACCGCUGAAAACGUUCUCUUAAAGCAGCGGCAUCUGGCCAUCUCGUUUUCUCUGGUAGAAAAGAUCAUCAAGUUCAUAUCAAGUGCUUGUGAGAAUGAAGGUAUCCUAACUGAUGAAACCAUCUUCCCGAAGGUGAUUAAGUCGCUCAAUGAGACAGUUGGUGUGGUUCUUGAGUAUUUGAAAGAUGCAAAGGAACGUGGGCAGAAGAAGGGAAACGAUCUUAUUGCUUCUGUACGGCUUGUUGGAAGCUACCUUGCUGAAACACCGAUUGCGUGCAAAGAGCAGGUCCAAGAUCUUUUGCUUUAUAUGCUUUCAGUGGAAGGAGAAGAUGAAUCAAGCAGCCCGUUUAUGUCUACAUGCUUCUUGCUCCCGAUGCUUUGCCAAAUCACAAUGAAAACAGAGGGAUGCAAAGUCUUGGCUGCUUCAGGAGGUUAUAAAGCUGUCGUGGAGUGUCUGAUAAAAUUAAUCCAGCCCGGUGAUCAAGACGUCGAUGAUAAUGGCUGCAUAUUCUUGGCUUGUGAUACAGUCAUGAAUCUUCUUUUGAAGGGAGAAGAAAUACGUUUUUCGCCCGAUGAAUGUACAUUUUCCAGGCUAUUGAAAGCCUUGGCGUAUUGGGCAGAUCAUAGUAACGAUCCGUCGGUGGUUAUAAUGGCUGCAAGCAUCUGUUCUCUGAUAUUUGAUUUCACAUCUGAAGAUGCUUUACUCAAGCAACAAAACUUCGACAGCAGCUCCUUGGAUAUUAUUGCUCGGAUUCUUGCAAGGAGUUUGUCCUCAUGGAGACAGGAUGUGUCUGAGAAUGUUAAAGCAGAAACAGAUCUUCUUGAAAUUAUUACAGCAGGGUAUUCCCGGUGGGCGGAUCGGUUCCCCGCCGUAAAAAGAACGGUGGAACGAUGAUGAAUUCCGAAAAAUGUCGAAACCCGUAAAACGGUUAUAUGUAAGCUUUGCUUAUCAUUUUUUUUUGGUUAAAGGUUGUCUAGCAUUUUUACACUGUCUGAUCAUGUAAUGUUUACAAAAGACAUAAUCUUAAUGGGCAGUCCUAUAACAAUCGCAUUUUAGCUAAA